Bipolaris sorokiniana ND90Pr is the source of this 2620-nucleotide messenger RNA. RefSeq lists its product as uncharacterized. Bases 203 to 2206 code for a protein of 667 amino acids. Lineage: Eukaryota; Fungi; Ascomycota; Dothideomycetes; Pleosporales; Pleosporaceae. The record is from RefSeq and is a predicted model, not a curated record. The transcript has a single exon.
UCAAUCACAUCCACGCGAUUGUCCUUGGAAGCAGAAUUCUUGUGCCAGCACAGGCACAAACGACGCUUGUUCACAAUUGACCAUAGGGUAGUAUCAAACAACGCAUCAUGGAUUCUUGUCAAACACCUGGAUUCAUACUUCUAGCCUGUUCAAAGCUUUCAGCAUCCGUAACACCAAGUUAUUUUUCACCAUAGCUGAAGAAAUGACAACACUCUAUCAGCGACUAGCACAUCCAUUCCGGCGCCCCGUCCACUAUUACACGAUUGCAGAGCCCCCUCUUACGCCUGAACAGCUUCAGAGGCAACGGGAGAAGGAGAAGCAAAGAAUACUGGACAGGAUUGAAAAUGAUUUGGACGAUGGGUGGGUCAGGCCAAGAGCUAGCAAUUCUUCAGACAGCCUUCCCGUGAUCAUCGACAGAGGCCCAUACAGGGGGUGUUUAUAUCCAAAAGAUCAACUAUAUUUCAACAGUGUCAUGCUAGUAGCGGAUUCAGAACCGAGAUAUGCUGGCCCACCUGAUGCAGAGUUGAGGCAAGAGACUCAGAGGACCCCAACUCAGCGUCCAAAUGGCAGCAAUCAUAAGGGCCCCUCCGCACAACCCGUGCCUAGCGAAUGGAUGGCCACUUUGAGGAAUGCAAAGGACCCCAAAGAAUGGGAGGGACGAAAUAGCAUCAAUCUCACACCAGCGCGUGCUAAGCCCUUAAGUAACAUGCAACCGCCCCCAAGAUCGCCAUCGCCGCCUCGAGGACCGAUCACACCCGGCACACAAGAGUGGGACAGGUUCAUGGACUUCCCAUUAGAUAAUCCCUACCACAUAUAUCAUAACGAUGACCGUAAGCAGUCUCAUGAGGAUCUUGCCGUUUCGAAUGCCCCGAUCUUAUCAAAACCAACAGCUGUGACCGAACCACAGGCCCCUUUGCGAUCCCAUAACAUCCAUGCUCGUUCAGAAGCUCAAUUGGGAUAUCCUGUACUGCCGAUCCCGACAAGCAUCUCAAUAAAACCGCUUGAUAUCCCAUCGAUCCAAUCUGGACCGACGCAAUCACUGACAUGGAAAUCAGCAUUGAAGAGUAUUCUGUUCCACGAGGGAGUCGACCCUGCGACGAAAGCUUCGGUUAGGGAAAAGGCGCAGUGUAGCUCUAUCAUUGGAGGACUAGAACACCAAGAAACGCCUCUCUUUACCCCUACAGACGUCAGCCUGGUGCCAAAUUUCAGCUACCCGAUCGCUGCAAGUGCAUUUUACGACCGCAUUGAUGCGGCACAGACACCUCGGGCACGAUCACCUCAAGAGAAAGAGCAGCGAUACGAGGAGCUGUUGCCAAAUAGUGUUUGCUCUGAGCACCAUAGUCAUGCAAGCUCAAAUGAGACACUCUAUCGUGACCCAUCGCCUUUGAACUGGCCCUUGCGAGGAGGGCAGGGCAGAGAACAUGUUGCAUUGACGAAUGGUGUCCCGCCAGGGUACUACUCAUCGUCAAGCUCUAGUAGCUCUAGCGACACUACCCCCGACCCUCGCCCGAGCUCUCCGUUUCCUCCCAAUCUAGUACCAGAAAAGGUAUCUGUGUUGCUCUGCUCCCUCCUCACAUCGCCAGAACUCACGCUGCACCGUCAGAUAGUCCAUGAGACAGCGCCUGUAGGUACUUCGUCUCAAUCUGGCCUCGAGACACAUGCACGGCUCAUCAAGAAACUCACCGCCACCGUCUAUGGGCUUCAAGACUGCAUCGCCGGACUAGAGGACAAUCUCGUACCGCAACUCAGCAUAUAUCUCCAACAAAAAGACCGCGAGAUCGAUGAUCUGGAUGUCGAAAUAUCGCGGCUCAGAAAUGAAAUCACUGAGCUGAGGCGAACCGUAGAUUUCGGUACCGGAAUUCUAAGCCAAUGCCGAAAUUGCGAAUGGGAGGUCUGGCACACAUUGCUUGACAUUCAACGAAAGCGCGAAGAAAGGCGUAGUUCUCUCUCACGUGUCUUCUCUAGAACAAGAUCGGGUACGGUGCAGUAUGCUGUGGCCAACCUUAAUGCGCCGCAACCCAGUGUAGCUCAUGCUGUGUCUUCCAGAAGUGCGAACAUGGGUGUUCUCAAGAAAAAGGAAAUCAAUGCCCUUCUACUUACGGCAAAGCAGAAUGUUGAAAUGAUUGACCAGGACAUGAAAGAAAUGGCGAGGAUGGUGCAAGCGUAUCCAACGAGGAAUGGGGACGCUGAAAAAGAGGAGGAGUAAAUAAGAGGGCGUGAGUAGGAUUUUUGAUGGGCUGGUGACUCCGGAUAGACUAGUGAUUUGUUUGAUUGUACUCCAGCUACCUGAUUAUUCUCCUUGUAGCAAGCUCGCAGCUGCUUAGACAGCGAAGAGAGAUGCAGCUGCCAUUCCGGGUCACACUUUGACGACUACCGAAAAGCUAAAUGUGUUGCGGAAAGGCGUAGAUGUUCAUAUUGCAUCUGUUGGUGCAUCACUCGAAAACAAAGUUGACCGGCGAGACGCAACCUUCUCUGUUACCAUCAUGAUCAAGAAUACUCAUCAUCUAAAUUUGAAAUUUAAACAAGGCAGCAUACUGCUAUGCGGACAACAUUUAGUUACCAAAGCUGAAACACAGUCCCAACCGGCCUACGAAGGGCUGAUGCGUUGUUGAUAUAUGCA